UCGUUUUGACACCACAAUUCUCUUCUCCAUACAAUCCUAAAUUUUUCUUACUUUGCGUCCAAUUCCGCCUGCGCUCGGUCCCUUGAUUCAUCAUCUCGCGUGGCCACCUGACUUCAAACAGCAAUCAGACGGCCCAAGAACACGCCGAUGCUAUCCGCCGAUGAGUCCAAACAGAAAAAUUCCCUGACCACACGCCGUGUGAUUCAUAGGUUGCCGUUAACUGCUUAGUUGACAAGAGACUGUCGUACGCGUUACUUGAUGGCAAUGGUGCAAUAUGGCCUCAAAAUGAAAACAAUGACACAGACUUCCGUCCUUUGACCUUUCAUACAGUUUCUCUUACCCCCAGGUUUCUUUGAUCCCAGACAUACAUCCUGCAUUGCUUUGUUUUCCUUUCCGUGUGGAGUUGAAGUGGUCACAUCAAGCUGGGUUGAGGCCCUUCUUACCAGACAAGCAACUGCUACUAAUACCCGCAUCACGAAAGCAACCAUGCCUGCGCCAGUUCUACUCCGACGCAAACACCUGGACCCCUCUGCGAUUGACCAGACCGCCGAAGACCUAAAGAGAUUGUCCCUGAUCGAGUCAGCGCGACACCAUCUACUCCUGCCUCCAGACGACAUGACUGCCACGAGAAAGUUCUCGUACGCUUCAGUCAAGGAAGAGCAAGGGGACAACUUACCUCAGUCGUUCGAGUCCUCUCUGUCGUCACAAGACCUCGAGGAAAUUGAGUGGAUAGCAUGGCCAUGCAGUCAAUGGUGCAAGACCACAGGAUUGUGCUCAUACCACUUCGAUGGGUCACACGAGGAUUAUGUUCGUACACGACUGGAAGGCUAUGCUCGCAGCAACCCCAGGAAGUUGGAAAAGAUCCUUGAUGAACUGGAGAAGAGAAGAGCUGCACAAAAGUUGUUCAAUCUUCCAUAUGCUAAAGAGAUCACCCGAGUCCACCCUAAGCCGGCCAGCUUCAGCCUGGAUGUCUGGAGGGAGCGAAUCAGAGACACAGUCGGCACAAAAGACUACACUCUUGAUGGUAGCAACGAUACCGCUAUCCUCGAUGAGGACGACACUUUUUCACGACCUACAUCUUUGCCAUAUGACAAAAGCACCUCUUACCUGGAGUCCAUGCCCGACGAGAUACUGGAAAUGAUCUUUUCCUACGUCACAGUCGACCACACAGCAGACCCAUAUGCACGACCUCACGUCGAUCUAGCAUCCUGUGCAUUGGUCUCCAAGAAGCUCCACGCUGCUGCCUCGGGAGUUCUGUACCGACAUGUCUCCAUUCCCCAAUCUCGAGCAUUUUCAAAGCUGAUGCGCAGCCUGAACAACGAUCGGCGUCUGGGAGAUAUGGUUCAAUGGCUUGAUUUCUCGCACUAUUCCAACAUGGGAUUUGGCAAGGAUCGAACAACAAGAAACCAAACGCCAUUCCUGAAGCCCGAGACUCUAUUGGCUUGCUUGGAUAUGGUGCCGAACCUUCAGGCUUUCUUGGUUCAUGAACAUGUUGACGACGAGCUGAACAUCAACAUCUUCUCGAAGCUCUUCAGCAUGCCUUUGCUACAGGCCCUGGAUCUCUGCGCCUGUUCGUCUCGACCAUUCACCGAAGCAUUCACUGCUAUAACCAUGCAGCUUUUGGCGACUGAACCGUUGACCAAGCUCAAGCGCAUGUCGCUGCACGAGUGUACGACUCUGCAAGAACCUGUCUUUGAGCGUCUUCUUCCGCGGCUCUCAAAUCUCACUCACCUCGACGUAGCACACACACUCAUCAACGACCAGGCUCUCCUAUCAAUCCCGCCAACCGCAAAGAUCACGCACCUCAAUCUCGAACGCUGCACACACCUCACCGGACCUGCAGUGGUCAAAUUCCUCACUCUCCAUCCCGCCGUCAAGAAUGACAUUGUCUACCUCAACCUUGCAGCUGAUGCUUCCCGACACAGACUCCUCGCGGAAGAAGACGUGACCAAACUUCUGGACUCCUUACCACCCAGUCUGCGUUCCUUGAACAUCAAUGGCGCGCGCAUCAAUUCUUCGCAUGUGCCCGCCCUAACGCGACUCUCCAUGCACGUCGAAGAGCUCGGCCUGCGCGGCGCCAAGCUCAGCUUGGGCACGGAUAUCAAGCAAUUCCUCAGACCCGGCCAUACUAUCCGCUACAUCGACCUGACGGAUAUCAAGUCCGUUACGCAGAUGUCCUUGUCUUACUCGCCCGAAAGUCUGACCGGCACUGACACACUUCCACUAGAGGUCGUUGAGCUCGGCCCGGAUGUUAUGAAAGAAGUCAGGCGACGAAACGCCCACAUCAAGAACCCGGAGUGGGUGGCCAAAGAGCUCGGACGCCGAGGAUGGUUCGUCAGACAACCUAUUGCCGAUGGCGAAAGUGUGGCAGACGACGGCAGUCGUGCAUGGAAAAUGGGCGCGAGAUGGUGGGGCAUGCGCAAGGUCCCCAUGGUCGAGCAGGACGUCGGCGGCAUGUACGGAUAUUUCAUGUUCAAGCGGUCUUGAGCGGCACCAGCGUCCUGUCGAGGACGCCUACGAGUUCCUUUUAUUCUCUCGCGUUGUUGUUGCGGCAUGAAGCGUUACGAUGAGUCUUUGAUGGUCUGAACAAAAGCACGCUAUGAUUACGAUGCAGCGAUGCGAGCUUUCUGACUUGGUGUUAUGGGAAGGAAAACGGGCGAAAUUGGAGGGGUAGCUGUGUUUAUGGACAUUUGCAUUGCGUUGGCGCUGUUUAAUGUUCAAAGUGUCCAGAAAGGGAAUACUGGUCAGAAUGAAAUGGGUCAUGACAAACGAAGCAGACGAUGCCAAUGCCGAUGCCCAUGCUGAUGAUGACCAUGACUCUUCUAUAUACCUAGCAGAUUACGAUGAAUUCAUAUAUUAAUACAUCUAU
Molecule: messenger RNA, 2869 nt
Organism: Exophiala viscosa
Lineage: Eukaryota; Fungi; Ascomycota; Eurotiomycetes; Chaetothyriales; Herpotrichiellaceae
Exons: 2
Coding region: 487-2487 (666 amino acids)
Cellular component (GO): cytoplasm
Molecular function (GO): protein binding
Source: RefSeq, a predicted model, not a curated record